This is a messenger RNA of Caenorhabditis auriculariae, 4921 nucleotides long. Lineage: Eukaryota; Metazoa; Nematoda; Chromadorea; Rhabditida; Rhabditidae. The record is from the annotation of a GenBank genome assembly.
AUGAUGGCUUUUUCUGUCUGCAUGAAGUACACGGGGUACUCCGGAAUCAAGUUGAUUGGCUCACCGUAUUGCUUCGAAAUGAUGGGAGAGCUGCGGAAGCAGUUCGGAUGCACAUUCGCCGUCCUGAAAGGCCUGUCACCCAUUGUCAUCACAAGCGAUGUCGACAUGAUCCGAUCUAUUACCACAGAAAAAUACUCCAACUUCCACGCCAGAAUAGUUUUUUCAGUCUUUUCUUCCAGUUUGAAAUGGAAGUUUCAGGCAGAACCUCUAGAAAACGAUCCAGUUUCCAGUCCAGCAGUUCACAUGUUUGCAGCCAGAGGAGAGAGAUGGAAACGUUUGAGAACUUUGACAAGCUACGCGAUCUCAAACAAAAAAAUGAAAGAAGUAAUAUUUACUUUUACUGGAAUUUUGAUGAACUUCAAAGAAUUUGCGAGUGCAGAACGUUUUGAAAAUGCUUCUUAUUCAGUUAUAUGACAUCAUUUCGGACUCCGUUGAUAGCUUCAUUAAUUAUCUUCAUUCUUUACAAGGAAAAGGGAUGGAUCAACUGACAGUGGAAGCUCAUAGGUUCGUUCUCAGUCAAUUUUUUUCUGCAACUUGAUUAAAUAGUAGUUAAAUAUGAAAAAAACGCAAUUUUAGUCUAUUCCAAAACCAUACCUCUGACGUUUUGGCCCGCUGUGCGUUUGGACAAAAAAGAAGUCAUCACGGCCAUAACGAAUACCAUCAAGUUUUCCGGCAAAAGUUCGGCUCAUUCAAUGACACGUCGAUAUUCUCUUUUACCAAUGUCGCUUGUGAGUUGGAAACAAACUUUAUUGAAUCUGUACUAACUAAAAGUUUCAGGGUUGCUACCGGAAUCGAAAUUUCUUGGAAAAAUAUUCAAAGCCAUCAGCAAUGAAAUAUUUACUGACGAGUUUUCGAAGAUUCUUGCCAAGUUUCGAGCAAAUUGCACGGCCAACAAUACGUCGAGACACGAUUUCCUGCAAAUUUUCAAGAACUUCGAAUCUGCCGAUUUUGAUGGCUACUUGUCGGAAAAAUCGGAUGGUUUCGUGGAUGUGAAACACGUGCGAAUCAACAAUUUUAUCACACCAGGUGUCAGUCAGAUAAUCUUGCAAUAAAAUGAGCGCGUUAUCUUGAAAAUAACAUGUAGAAGUUUUUCUCGAUUUCAAGGAAAAAUCACUAUUUUGUUUGAAAAUAAAGAUCAUAACAAACUGUUAUCGUCUUUGUUUUGAGCUUCCUUACAAAGGUUAUCACUAGUGUCCAUUAUUUGCUGACAAAAAUAUCUUCUUAGCUUCAAAACAGAGCAGAUUUUCGAAAUUACAUACAUUUCCGUCAGAAUUGAUACGACAAAACAGUUUUUUGAUCCGCACUUUCUUGUAUGAAAUGAAAUCUUUCUAGAGCUUUCUGGAAAUUUAUGACUGUUGUUUGUAAUACUUUGGUGGGAUUUAAGUUAGCAGAAAAAAGAAGUUUGUAGGUUUUAUUAAAUUUGAACCCCCUUACAUCGGAAGAUCCUUUUUGACGGUACUGUAGUAUUUUCGAUUUUACAAAAAAUGUCUACAACUCAAACUUUUUCACUGUUUUAACGUUUCAUUUUGAAUAUUUUGUGAACUUGUUCAAAACGCUUUCUUUUUUUAUGAACUAAAAAAGUUUUUUAAUUAUUGCAAAUUUUUUAUUCAGGAAAUCGUUGCACAAUGUCGAUUCAUCUCAAGCGCGGGAUUUGACACUACAGCCAACACACUGACAUACUUGUGCUAUUUACUGGCUCAUAAUCAAGAAGUCCAAAAAGACUUGAUUCAUGAGAUCGACCAACUGAAUUCCUGUUUUUCCUUCGAAAAUGUGCAAUCCCUAACGUUCUUGCAAAACUGUAUACUGGAGACGUUGAGACUGUUCCCUCACGCCUCUCCGUGAGUUUCCAGUUUUCCUAGUUUUCCAAAAAAACCAUUCUCAAUUAUUUUAUGCAGGCUGCAGCACAGAGUUUGCACUGAAGAUGUGGAAAUCGGAAGUUUCGUUUUUCGAGAAGGUUACAGUGUGUUAGUCGAUACAUGGAGCAUUCACCAUGACGUUGAUAUUUGGGGAGAUGAUGCUCUUCAAUUCAGACCACAAAGGUUUUGAUAAUUAAUUCGAAAUUCUCAAAAAUCAUCUUGCAGAUUCAACGAUUUGUCCGGCUCACAGAAAAGAGCUUUCAUGCCUUUUGGAAUUGGUCCGAAGCAAUGUGUUGGGAUGCGUUUUGCUCUGUUGGAAGCCAAGAUAACAAUGUGCCGUUUUCUGACUGAGUUUUCAGUGAAUAUCGUUGACGGAAACAAGAAGGUAACUUGAAACUGUUCGAAAAUAUUACAAUUUCGCAGCCGAUUUUGACGGCGCGUGACACUGGUACAAUUUGGCCUGACGAAGUUCUCCUCAAGUUUUCUCCACGCUGCUGUGAUGGAUAUGAAAAUUGAUUUUUUUUUAUUCUUUUGAGAAAUGCAGUUCACAAAUUUAUGCUGCAGUUUUCUCGAACAAUAAAAAAAAAAUAAAUGAAUGGGUAUUUUUUUGAAUAAAUAACUUUUUCUUAGUAAUAAUUUGGAGGACCAAAAAUUACGGCUUGUGAAAGUACAAAAGAAGAUGUGUCUUUGUAAAUUUUUCUGCACAUUCAAAGUGUUCUCUCGGAGUGGUUGCUCUCAUUUCGAGGCCUCUAACCAGAACUCUCCAGGGCUUUAGAUACGGCAUUCGGUACAUUCUGAGCUCUUCAAAGCGCAACUGAAUGAUUUUUGCGCAGAAAACGAAGCGAAGGAUAGUAAGACCAGGCUUUCAACUUGAUCAACUACAAGCUCGAACUUCUAUGACUUCAAAGUUCUUGCUCACCGCCCUUUGGGUUGAACUUUAUGUAAACAAGAUGAAUGAUGGAUUGCUAAAAAAAAAAACGAAAAAAAUGAUUGAUUGAAAUUAAGCAAGCCUUCUAGUAUUUCACCUGGAAAUGGUUUGAUUGAGCCAACUUUUUUUAAAAUUUUUUCGUUUUUCUAAAACUUCCAUGAGAAAAAAAAAACUGAAAUGACCAUCACGCCUUCCCAAGACAGGCUGACAUCGACGUGACACUUCGGAAGUGCGAACAUGACAUCGGACUGUCUCUGCGGCAAAUAUUUGAAGAGAAGUCGCCGGAGGAAACUGUUCGUUGGACAAGCCUAGCCGCCCAUUUGCGCUGCUCGGAUUAUCCGAAGCUGUUGACCGUCUUCGUCAGCUUCACAUUCUGUUACAGAUGCUUCUGUUCGCGCUUCCGCUUUUGGUCAACGUCGCUUCAGGUUUACUGAUUGUGUACAUCGAGUCAUUGGGGCAUAAAAUCGUUUAUCUUUCUUUCAUUGCUGAACAUGAUCAUAGGGCUCAGAAUUAAACAUAGAAAAUGUAACUGCAGCUGGUUUUCAAUGAUUGAAAUUAUAAGUUUUUUUUUUCAAACGUAGAAAAUCUUCAGUAAUCUUCUAGGAACUUCUAAUUAUACUAAAAAGUUACGGAAAAUCAUUUUGUGACAAUUUAUGAAGACACUAUUUUUUCUUCGUUAUUGAACUGUUUAAACUUCAUUAAAAGUUCCGUGUGAAGAGAUACAAAAAAACCGCUUUUUCGGCAAACAUUUCUUAUACGGAUUUUUUUCUUUCUGAAUUUUUCUGUAUUUAUAAUAACUUGUGUUUUUAACACUUCAGUGAAAUCCCAGCCCACACUUAAUGAAACUUAACUCCAUAGAGUUUCAAAAAGUUGGAGCUACAUUUGAGAAAGUGUUAGCAAAAUAAAAUUCCUAUCUUAUCUGACGGUAGCGUAGCCCACUUUGGUUUUGAAAAUGGAUUAUGACGGGAUUCUGUGUUUUUUCUGAUUUUUGAUCAGGGGACGAGAUGAAUUUCAAAAAAGCCUAAAAAAACUUUCAUUUGUUUUUUUUUUCGCUGAGUUCACUGUUUCAGCUUUCUACUUCGGCCCCCCAGAAACGAACCAAAUUGAUAGACACAGCGUUUUUUCGACCACCUGCGACAAAGCCGCUGAAAACAAAAUAGCGAAAUGUUCCGAGGAACUUUCCUCGAUGGGAGUUUUCUCUAGUACUGGCAAGCAAAUGACGCUGUCGGACAUGAGAUCUCGCUCUCAAGAAUACUUCGUUCAUAUGUGCAGGUGAUUGGGCUUAUACAUUAACAUCUCAGAAAGUAUAUUGUAAAAAGCCUUACACAUGUAAAAAAAAAAGAAGAAACUUGAUUUGUGAGAUAACUUUUGUUACUCAUAAUAACGCAAUUUUUAUGCACUUCACCUUGAAAAAUGGAAGAUUUUUCAGAGCUUACGGCCGUUAUAACACGUGCCUUGGAGGUUCAUACAUCAAACAGUCGUGUUACCCUCAUGAACCCAUGAAGUCUACUUAUGCCGUAGUAGACGCUGCCAUGGAGUACGUAUGUGGAGACGGCUACGAUUGUGAGUUUCUCUGCUUUUAACGAAAAAGAACUUUUUCUCAGCCAUGGUCUACAACUGGGACUGCUAUCUUUCUGUAGCAGCAAGCCAGGAAAUCACUAUUUGUGAAGCAAGCUUCGUGCAAUUAGCGAGUCGGACGGAGGAAAUGUACAACGAUUAUUCAACUGGAGCCGGAGCUUGCUUGUGCAUAUUAUUCUCGUUAGCGCCUUCUCAAGAAAUAUUUUCAGCGCUCUUCAAGCCUACGUGGAUUGUAUUCGCCCUGGAAUCGAACAAUCCUGCGGCCUCACUUCCUUUAUAACAGUGAUCCAUGUAAGUUAUUUUUCUCUAGAAAAUUGGAAAGUACAAACUUAUUCACAUAAAUUAUGAAGAAAAAACAAGAAAUCUAUCUUUUUAGGCGAUAGAAAGGCCAGUACAAGUUUAUCUACCAUUUUGCACACUUUCUUCUUCUUCACUCACGACUUCAACAUUGACUUCGGUGCUCAUCCUGUUCUUCGCGUGUUUGAACAACCUUGUAUAA